Cynara cardunculus var. scolymus (artichoke) is the source of this 1154-nucleotide messenger RNA. Its product is annotated as probable mitochondrial import inner membrane translocase subunit TIM21. Gene Ontology annotation, cellular component: TIM23 mitochondrial import inner membrane translocase complex. The transcript is spliced from 7 exons. The record is from RefSeq and is a predicted model, not a curated record. Gene Ontology annotation, biological process: protein import into mitochondrial matrix. Bases 22 to 825 code for a protein of 267 amino acids. Lineage: Eukaryota; Viridiplantae; Streptophyta; Magnoliopsida; Asterales; Asteraceae.
UAUUCAAGAGCAAUCAGCAUCAUGAUUCGAUCUUCUUCACGUUCUUUGUACAAAUUACGUGCUUUAUGUAGAUCAUCGUCGUCUGUUCCCUCGUACCGAUCACCUCUAUCGUCACCGAUUACUGCCACCGCCAUUCGGCGGUUCACCGCCGACUUGGGGAUAGGGAAUAAAAGAGAAACUGGAUAUUUCAGCUCGUUAGUUUCUCUACAGUCAAGAUUUCAUGUUUCUAGGGUUAAUGGAGCUAGUAAGGUGAGUUCUUUUGAAACGAGAUCGUUUGCAUCAAGAGCUUCACGAUCAAAAAGUGAGAAUGCUUCAGAGACUAGGAAAGAGGUAUCAACUGUUGAAGACCCUUUUGAUGCACCCACUUACAAUAUACCAGAGAAGCCAAUGACAUUUACAGAGGGAGCUUCCUAUAGUGUCGUGAUCUUGAUAGGGCUCGGAAUUGCUGCUGCAGCAGGAUAUGGUGUUUUCAAAGAACUUAUAUUUGAACCAAAAGAGUACAAGGUUUUUAACAAGGCUCUGCGAAGGAUUCAAGACGAUAGUCAGGUUAGCGUCAGAAUUGGCUCACCAAUUACUGGAUAUGGCCAGGAAAGCAGAAACCGAGCUGCUCGCCAAAGAAUCCCUAAUAGAGUUUGGAAGGAUGACGAAGGUGUUGAGCAUGUUGAGGUAAAUUUUUACAUCCGAGGGCCACAUGGAGCUGGAAAGGUUUUCAGUGAGAUGUUUAAAGACAAAGAAGACAAGCAAUGGAAGUUUAUGUAUCUGCAAGUUGAGAUACACUCGCCAUCCCCAUCAAGAAUGUUGCUCGAGUCUUAUAUUCCUGCUUGAUUAAAGAAACGCACCCGACAAUUCAACCUCAGAGAUCCAUCCAUUUAGGCAGAUGAUGGAAUUGAAAUAGCAGUUUGGUGAUAUGCAAAGGCACCAAAUGAUCAACUCAUAUAAAAGCCUAAAACAGCCGUUCUAUGAAAGCUGCAUCUUGUGUGUUUUCAUGAUUGUUUUUGGCCUUUUGUUCCUAUUUUUUGAUAUUUGUACCAUCCGAUAUCUGAGUGGUGGUUUCAUCACUGAUUUCGUAGUCCGACUGAACUACGUUCGGUAUGUCGUUAAUGAAAGUGAAAAGGGUUCGAGAUUUUGUGUGGUUACUAGCGAAAGAGAGACAU